Messenger RNA from Lathyrus oleraceus (garden pea), 564 nucleotides. RefSeq lists its product as uncharacterized. The transcript has a single exon. Bases 1 to 564 code for a protein of 187 amino acids. Lineage: Eukaryota; Viridiplantae; Streptophyta; Magnoliopsida; Fabales; Fabaceae. Gene Ontology annotation, molecular function: RNA-DNA hybrid ribonuclease activity; nucleic acid binding. The record is from RefSeq and is a predicted model, not a curated record.
AUGGAUGAGUAUGAAGCCUACAUAUUGGGGCUAGAAGAAGAUAUUGAGUUAAAGAUUAAAAUCCUUGAGGUAUUCGGAGAUUCCGCUCUAGUGAUGCACCAAACCAGAGGUGAUUGGGAAACAAGACAUGCUAACCUAAUUCUAUACUGGGAUUAUAUGCUAAAGUUACUCCUAAAGUUGGACAAAAUCACUUUCUCUCAUAUUCCUCGAGAAGAGAAUCAGAUGGCAAAUGCUUUGGCAACCUUGGCCUCCAUGUACAAGUUAAUAUGGCCUAACCAUCAGCCUAAUAUUGAAAUCAGGCAUUUUGACGAACCUGCUCAUUGUCUAACAAUAGUAGAAGAGUCGGAUGACAAACCCUGGUUCUUCGACAUCAAAUAUUAUCUGGAGAAGCAAGAAUACCAGGAAGAGGCUUCCAGCCUUGAUAAGAGGACUAUACGGAGGUUGGCGUCAAAGUUCUUCUUGAAUGGGGAUGUGUUGUACAAGCAAAAUUACGACAUGGUCCUACUGAGAUGUAUGGACAAACAUGAAGCUGAUCAACUUAUGAAGGAUAUACACUUAGGAUGA